AUGGCCAUUUUGCAACACCGGUGUCAUUUGCGUAAACUCGAGCGUAAACUGACAAUUGGUCUCAUCUCGUUUGUUAUCCUUGUGACAAUUCUCGUUAAUCACGCGCCUAUCUUUCAACAAGAGGAGCUUCUGCUAGGUCAAUUCAAAUCAACUUGCAGUCACGCCGCUGACCGAAGAGGUCCCAAUCAAAAGAUCGUCACCUAUUCCCUUUACGACAACUUCUCACGGGAGGAUCACGUUAAAAAAUACGUCAUUCCAUUUGGAGAGACUCUCAAGUCGGUCCCCUCGAUUUAUCCAGGGUGGACUGUAAGGAUCUAUCUCAAUCUGCAAUCCGACGACAAGGCAAGUUGGGAAACGUUCAACCGCCAUUUGGACAUCGGAAGUCACGUCGAUAUUUGCAACGUCACCCAAGUGCUGGAAAAUCGAAAUUUGGAAAGGAAUCCAAGUGCGGCGACCUGGCGUUGGUUAACUAUGCUCGAUGAUAUGGUGGACACGGUCAUGUCUAGAGACACGGACAGUCGAAUCAUAUCCCGUGAAGAAGAUGCCGUUCGUGAGUGGUUGGCCAGUGACAAGAUUUUCCACAUUAUGAGAGACCAUCCGUAUCACUGCGUCCAUGUUCUAGCGGGUAUGUGGGGAGUCAAACUGAGCCAGGAUCGUGCACACAUUGCCGGUGUGUUUCAGGAGAUUUUUAAAUUGACCCAUAAUCACAACUACGGCUACGACCAAGCUCUGCUGACGGACUACAUUUGGCCUUUUGCGCAGUCAAACAUGGUGUCUCAUGACAGUUACUGCUGCGGAAAUUUCCCAUUCACCAAGCCGUACCCGACGCCAAGAAGUAAGGACGGCCUUUUCAUCGGCGGGCGAGAUGAUCCAGCGGAGGCCCUUACGUCUCCGUGUCCGGUCGAAUGCCGCCCAGUAAACGCCACAUCCGAGUGGAAUUAUUGUUGAUUUGGCAUGUUUGUUUAAUACGCAAAUGGCGGAGUCAUUCAAAAAGAUAUGGACUUUCAUUUAAUACUAAAAUUUUGAUUGACACACCACAGAGUAAAAUCUUCGUCUCGGUGCCACCAGCGUUUUUUCAUCGAUACUGUUAUUUAACUGUUUGCAAAAAGCGACAUUUCUUUACGUUUUGCAAAGGCGUCAGCAAAGGUGCCAACCAACUUCAGAUGUUGGCGUGUGAAAGACUAUGAAUUCUGUUAUACGUGUUAAAGCCAAGUUGUUCAAGGGUAAAUGGGUAACACAAGUAUAACACAGGCUAGUCCUCCAAGGGCGGAACCAAAUAUCCUUCGCGAGUUCAACAGUCGAACACGUAGUUGGCUGCGGGCAGUGGCUGGGUUAGACUCUAACCUGUACGCAAACUAAUAGUUCUCGAAAUGUUUCAGUAUUGGUGUAUGGUGUUCCAUCGGUAUUCUUGUUUAAAUU
This is a messenger RNA of Daphnia pulex (common water flea), 1419 nucleotides long. RefSeq lists its product as uncharacterized. The record is from RefSeq and is a predicted model, not a curated record. Bases 1 to 948 code for a protein of 315 amino acids. The transcript has 5 exons. NCBI's taxonomy places the organism in Eukaryota, Metazoa, Arthropoda, Branchiopoda, Diplostraca, Daphniidae.